Molecule: messenger RNA, 1008 nt
Organism: Lucilia sericata (common green bottle fly)
Lineage: Eukaryota; Metazoa; Arthropoda; Insecta; Diptera; Calliphoridae
Gene: Ccp84Ac
Product: larval cuticle protein A2B
Exons: 2
Coding region: 231-812 (193 amino acids)
Cellular component (GO): extracellular matrix
Source: RefSeq, a predicted model, not a curated record
AGCCAUUCCAUUCAAUCAUCCAUCCCAAAGUACCUUCAAAAAUUAAUUACAUACACACAUUAUACAUGUGAGUCUUAGCAAAGAUUUUCGAGUAUAAAAACAAAUGCAGUUGCGGAUUCAAUUAUUAUUCAAAUCACGUACCUCAAAGUGUUAGGACAAAGACUUUGGUGAAUAAUUAUUUAACUUACUUCUUCGUAUUUUGGUUAAAAUAAAUCGUUUUUUGUGCAAAAAUGGCCUUCAAGUUCAUCGCUAUCUUGGCUCUAGUGGCAGCUGUUAAUGCUGGUGUUAUCCAAGUGCCACAACAUGUCACUUUAGAACACCAACCCACCGUUUAUCACCAUGCUGCUCCCCAAGAACACCAUGUUGUUUUACAAAAGACUCACCACGCUGCCCAUGAAGAAUAUCCUGACGAUCCUCAUCCUAAAUAUAACUUUGCCUAUGAAGUUCAAGAUGCUGUCUCAGGUGAUUCUAAGAGCCAAACCGAAUCACGUGAUGGAGAUGUUGUACAUGGCGAAUACUCUUUAACUGAUGCUGAUGGUUUCCGUCGUACUGUCAAAUACACUGCCGAUGAUGUCAAUGGUUUUAAUGCUGUUGUACACCGUGAACCUAUUAAUGGCCACAAAGUAGUCACCACUGCUCAUGUAGCUCCCGUACAUGUUACUCCCGUGCACACUACUCAAUACCAUCAUGAACCUGCAUCUUAUGCUGCUCCUGUCAAUCAUCAUGCCCAUCCUGAGCAAACUGCCCACCAAACAUACAUCACUUAUGAAGUCCCCCAACACGAAUCACACGAAUCCCAAUAUCAACAUUAAGAAAAUACUCUGAACGGCCAUUUUUUGCCCGUUGCAUUUUGAUCAUUUUUAUUGUUUUCAUUUUUCUAUUCAUUUUGUUAUUUAGUAUUUUUUUUAAUUGUUUUAUAUCUUAAAUAGAACAUUUGUACUAUUAGUGUUAAUUAGUGAAUAAAUAUUUUAGCAUUUAACAGUAAAUAAAAUUUUAUUUUAAAUCAAA